Molecule: messenger RNA, 288 nt
Organism: Cucurbita pepo subsp. pepo (vegetable marrow)
Lineage: Eukaryota; Viridiplantae; Streptophyta; Magnoliopsida; Cucurbitales; Cucurbitaceae
Source: RefSeq, a predicted model, not a curated record
AUGGCAGAUUCUGAUGCUUCAUACAUACAUAUGGUGCAACACUUGAUCGAGAAGUGUCUGAUCUUCCGCAUGACCAAAGAAGAGUGCAUGGAAGCCCUCUCCAAACAUGCAAAUAUUUCACCUAUCAUCACGUCAACAGUGUGGACCGAGUUAGAGAAGGAAAACAAGGAAUUCUUCGAGACAUAUGCACAAUCUCAAAGAGACAAGGAUAGAAUGUCUGAGGAAGAGACAAACCAAAUGAUCCAACGGAUGAUCUCGGAAUCCUCGAAAGGGGACCCUAAAAACUAA